AGGUGGACAGCCAGAGUUAAAGACAGGAAAACAGCGCGUUAAAAAAGGCUGAGAGCAAAGCAAAAAAAGAGAGAGGUGAGUGGGUAGGACUGAAAGCAACAAAGUAUUAUGAUCCCCACUCGGCUCAUAUGUGCAUUAAUUGCUUGACAGUGUCUAACAGAAGAGUUCGGCACUCUAAGUUGCACAUUAGGGCGAGAGCGAGACCUCUCUGAAACAGUUCACUGGCAGCUCGGCGGCAACAGAUCUUGUGGAUACGCUCGCUGAAGGUCUCUGUUGUGACUCACUCUUCAUUUAGCAUGGAGUCCCUAUCGCUAGCUUUUCACGGGGGCCAAGAAAACCAUGUUUUACACGUGGAAAACGAACUGGUACGUAAAGGACCCCGUCGCAAGAGGGAGUUCAUACCUGAAGAAAAGAAGGAUGCGCUCUACUGGGAGAAACGUCGCAAGAACAACGAAGCUGCCAAGCGGUCACGGGAGAAGAGAAGGAUGAAUGACUAUGUGCUGGAGACUCAUCUCAUGGCUCUGAAAGAAGAAAACGCCAGGCUCAGUGCUGAGUUAAUGGCCAUCAAGCUUCACUUUGGCUUGGUUCACCCUGCAGCGUACACAGGCCAACAAAGUAACCAACUGCAAUGCCACUUCAGCAGCAGCAGCCAGCCUGUAAGCACCACCAGCACCCACCAACAAUCCCUGCAGAGAAACUACUACUGGGGUGGUAGAGACUCUUCUGUCCUGCCCAGUCACCAGCCUUCUAACCCCUUUCUGAUCCCUGCAUACGCCCUUCAUACGAUGAGAGGCUAUUCAUAUUUCAACAGACCAGCUACUAGCGGCUCUGGCAUCCUCACGCCCCUUGUCCUUCCUCGAAACCUCCUGCCAACCCAUUCCCCUCAUCCCGUAGGUCCUCUACUGAAGCCCAUGGCAACAAGAAGCCCCUCAGAUGAAGAGGAGGAGCAGCAGGUUCCAGGGCUGCUGUCCAUGUCUUGCCCACCUCCGCCUCAUAAAAUCAUCGCCAGAGGAGGCAGAGCCCAUUCUCCACAAAGACAAUACAUGUCUGACUGACUGUGAAACACAGAAGGAUGAAUCUAGCGUACAGCUUCAUCAACCAAGAAACAAAUGUGUUAUUUCUUUUUCAGUACUGUCAUACAUGCCUGCUGACGAUGUAACGUUAUUGCUGGGAACUAACGGCUCAAGAUGCACAGCCCUUUCAAAAUGAGAACUUUUCAAGUGUGUGCAGCAUGCAAACCUCCCCCCUCUCCACCUUUUGUUCAUACAGCUUUAAGUUGCUGACCAUUCCCAUUGCAGCCACACAAAGAACAUUAUAAAGUAGGGAGUACAAUUUUUUCCGUACAGUCCAUUCAUGCUGUUUAACUUCACAGAACACGAUGCUGUGGUGUUUGUGCUGUUCGCUGUUUGUACUUUCCUGAGAAAGUAUACAAAGAAUAAAAUGCACGCAGAACAGGGCGGGUAGCCACAUGUGGGUCAGUGACGAUAACAACACUCGCUCACCUUUGCCCACCACUCUCACUUUAGAAAUCUGUUAAUUUUAUGCAAAACUGUGACUGAGCUACAGAUGUGUGUCCGGUGUCACGAUGUCUCACUGGUGUUAAUGCGACUGACGAUGUUAAUGCAGAACUUACAGUUUAACUUCUCUGUCAUCAUAUCACACACUGCCUUUACAAACUGUAGGCCACAGUCUGCCUCCAAACGGAAAGAGUGAAGUAUGAAGCUGAUCUGUUUUGCCGUGUGAGCAGAUGUAGUCAUUUUCUUCCAUACUGUGGCCACAAUUUGUUUUUAUUGUUCCAUUAACCUUCAGAACCCUGACAUUGUUUUUAAUAUUUUUACACGUAAAAUUGAUUAAAACAGAUGAAUAACAGCAUUUUGAACAAAGUCUUUGCUUUAUUCUUUGACACAGUGCUCACAAAGAUGAAAAACACCCCUGGGCCUCUGUGUCCAUGCUUAAGGUUUUGGGGGCUUUGCUAAUAAAGUGUGACAGUCUAACCUCACAGAGAUAAAAACAGAACUAUUGCAUAGCUUUACAAAAACAGUGGCUGUGACCCCUUUCUUGGAUUUGGCUUGUGUUUCAGUGUGUUUUUGAGUCAGCAGCCAGCCGCCCAGGCUGCAGCAGGUUGCUGGCUCAUUGCCUGACAGUGCUGCUGGCCAGGCAGGCAGCCAGUCCCAGUGGCUCAGAGACAAACUCAAAGAAACAUUCGGUGUCAACAGAAAGACAGCAGCUGACUGCAGAUGAACUCUUUUCAUAAUAUCACACUACUUUACAAUAACUUAACCAGCUAUUUAACAUCAAUACGAAGCAACAUCAGAUAAGCAAAAGUAAAUUGGAACUUGGUCUAUGUUCAGAAACAAUUUGCAUUCAAUAAAGAGUGAGCAAAUA
This is a messenger RNA of Oreochromis aureus, 2385 nucleotides long. It is a transcript of the gene nfil3-4, whose product is annotated as nuclear factor, interleukin 3 regulated, member 4. Gene Ontology annotation, biological process: circadian rhythm; regulation of DNA-templated transcription. The transcript has 2 exons. Gene Ontology annotation, molecular function: DNA-binding transcription factor activity; DNA binding. Bases 297 to 1055 code for a protein of 252 amino acids. Gene Ontology annotation, cellular component: nucleus. Lineage: Eukaryota; Metazoa; Chordata; Actinopteri; Cichliformes; Cichlidae. The record is from RefSeq and is a predicted model, not a curated record.